UAGAAAUCGUGAACCUCGGGGACCACGCGCGCUUGGAGAUCAUGGAAGCUGAGGUCAACAACCGAGUUUUCUUCCCAACACACUUGGAGGAAGCUCUCCGAGAAACGUUUCUGGAAGCAGACACCCAAGGAAGAGGUUAUGUGGAAUCAAAAAAUAUUGUAAAUGUUGUUCGUAAAGUUCUUGGUAUCUUCCUAACACACACAGAAAAAGCUAAAGUAAUAGCAAAAGCUGAAUAUCUGGCUACUAAAGGGCUGUUGAGCGUUGAGGACUUCUUCACUAUCAUGGCUGACACUCUGGUUGAGACAACACACUGGGGAAACCUAAAAACUGAAAUUGCAGGAUAUGUUGGGAUAGACACGUUACAGGAACAGAUCAGGAAGAAGGUCUUAAAACGAGGCUUUGAGUUUAACAUUAUGGUGGUUGGUAGAAGUGGACUAGGCAAGUCGACUCUCAUCAAUACUUUGUUUAAAGCUAACGUAAGUCUACGUUCUUGCUCAAAAAGUGAAGAGAAGGUUGAGAUUGCAAAGACUACGCACGUGAAAUCUGUUAGUCAUGUAAUUGAAGAGAAAGGUGUGAGGUUAAGAUUAACUGUCACAGAUACACCUGGUUUUGGAGACCAAAUCAAUAAUGAUAAGUGCUGGCUGCCAGUUCUGGAUUAUAUCAAUGAACAAUAUGAAAACUAUUUAAGUGAAGAACAAAGUGUAUCUCGUAAAAAACAUAUUCCUGACACACGUAUUCAUUGCUGUUUAUACUUCAUAGCUCCAACAGGACAUUCGCUUUCACCACUCGAUAUAGAAUUUAUGAGAAGAUUAGACAGGUGUGUGAAUAUUGUGCCAGUCAUAGCUAAGGCUGAUACUCUGACUGUUGAAGAAAGAACUGAUUUCAAACAAAGGGAAAUGCUACCAUUUGCUGUAGUUGGAAGUAACCAACAGUAUCCAGUCAACGGAAGGACUGUGUAUGGACGAAGGACACAGUGGGGUCUUGUAGAGGUGGAGAACAAAGGUCACUGUGAGUUCUCAGACCUUAGGGAUAUGCUUAUAAGGACACACAUGCAAGACCUAGUGGAAGUAACUCGAUCUGUUCACUACGAAAACUUCCGACAUGAACGUCUGGCCUCACGACGAGGACGCACCCAAAUCAAUGGACAAGUUAUAGACAUGGACAGCAUGAAUGAAAGUAGUCUUUAAGUUGACCAAAUACUACCUAAUAAUCCCAGAUAAAACUCCUGUUAGCAGAACAAGUGGUUGAUUUUAACAUGUUUGUAGCAGACAUGGAAAACUUGGGGGGGGGGGUUAGCCAUAAACAUUAUGCAUUUGACAAGACAUGAUGAUUCAUAUUAAAACUUUAAAACUCAUCUCUUCGUGUCAUAUAUAUAUAUAUUAUUAAACUUUUUUUUUGCUGUUUUUUAAAGGUUUAAUAUCUUUUAAUUGUUUUGUUUUUAUAAUUUCAUCUGAAAAUCCUAAUGAUGCAUUGUAAUGCUGUUUCAUUUAAGUUUUAUUGUAUAGAUGCCAAGCUGUUUAUGAUCCAAGUGUUUCAGUUGGUGGACGUUACUUAGAAUCUCGAAGUAGUAUAGUAUUUUAACAUGUUGACGAAAAUUAAUAAAUCCUGUAUUUAUUGUACUAUCUGAAUUAUAUUGUUUUUAUUAAUAUUGAUGUGUUAUGAAUUACCCAAAUGUGCACACUUGUUAUAAGAGUGAUGUUAACUAAAACAAAAACCUUAAAUACCUUCGAGGGGUACAUAUAUAUAUUAUGAAAUUUCUUGUAUCGUAUUUUCCAUGCAUGUAACAUCAUGUGCUCCGUCAUCCAUUUUCAAACAUCUACACACCAUUUCAGUUUCAUGUUGUGCCUUCCGUGGAUUAUUUACUCGUAUGUACGUACGUUUUUACCAUUUUCACUGGAUCAUUAUUGUUUUAAUACCUACUAGUAAAGUUUGUAAAGACGAAUCACAUUUUAAAUUUUUUUUAUAGGAUCCUUUUUUCUUAUAAUAACUAUAACAGUUUUUAUGUGGAGGAGAUUCUUCAUAUUUUUUUCCUUUUUGAAAUAUAUAUAUAUCACUGGGUUUUCGUAUGUGCAACACUAAGAGGUAAAUUUGAAAACCUUUAAAAAAAAGUUUAAUUGAUAUGAUGCAUAUUAAUCUCAUUUAAACAUUCUGAUGGAAUAAUGAUAAAAAUGAUGUUAGGGAAAGUUGACAAACUAUGGUACCGUAUUAUUUAACUUGGAAGAUUAAAGCUAAUUAUUAUGUUCAUAUUUCUUACAAGAUUGAAUUACGAAAGUUAGUUUCCUGAUUAGGAGAAACUGUUUUUUUGUAAACUUUCUUCUUUAUGAUAUCCCAGUGCUUAAAUAAAACAAAUCUGAGUCUU
Limulus polyphemus (Atlantic horseshoe crab) is the source of this 2359-nucleotide messenger RNA. RefSeq names its product neuronal-specific septin-3-like. Gene Ontology annotation, biological process: cytoskeleton-dependent cytokinesis. The coding region runs from base 42 to 1187 and encodes 381 amino acids. The transcript is spliced from 10 exons. Gene Ontology annotation, cellular component: septin complex; microtubule cytoskeleton; septin ring. The record is from RefSeq and is a predicted model, not a curated record. NCBI's taxonomy places the organism in Eukaryota, Metazoa, Arthropoda, Merostomata, Xiphosura, Limulidae. Gene Ontology annotation, molecular function: GTP binding; molecular adaptor activity; GTPase activity.